CGUGCCUCACCACUCGACGAGGGAGGAGCAUCGGCGCAUGGUGCUUGUUUAUACUGGGCUUGGGUCACAAAAGACAUGCUGCUGCUAGCAACCGUGCUGCUCGCCCUCAACUGCGCUCACCUGCAACAAUGCGGUGCGUUCGCCGGCCCCGCGCGGUGGCGCGUGAGCCCCUUCAUGGAAGCAGAAGAGUCGGCCACCAAGAGUGGCGGUGGGGACGCCUCCGAAGACGAAGUGGUCUCGACAACCGAGCAGGCCGCUGCCACCCAUCCGGUGCGGGCGCGUGGCCGCGAGGCAGCGGGUGGCGGCAAGCGGCUGCCCAUGUCGGCGCCGGGACACCGGCGAUUGCACCGCCAGUGGCCAGCUCCUGGCGGAAGGCGUGGCGACGACCGAGACUUCGAUGAGGGAGACCCCUUCUACAGGCGCCUCUUCAACCGACGACAAGCACGCGACGCCGACGUUAACAGGGGACCGCUGACGCAGCACCGGUACCGUCCCGAGCGGCACGAGCGGUGCGACGACGAUCUGGACUGCCGGGUGUCUCCCAGCCAGGUGUGCGUGAAGCGAGCACGCGAGCCAUUCGGCCGCUGCCAGUGCCCCUUCUACCGGCCCGUGGAGAUCACCGUCAACGCCGUCGUGCGAUGCGUCACCGUCACCGACAGCCUGCUCGAUCGAGCUCUGUGUGCGGAGCAGCCUUUGCCAAUUCGUUCGACUUACAUUUGA
Messenger RNA from Dermacentor silvarum, 720 nucleotides. RefSeq lists its product as uncharacterized. NCBI's taxonomy places the organism in Eukaryota, Metazoa, Arthropoda, Arachnida, Ixodida, Ixodidae. Bases 76 to 720 code for a protein of 214 amino acids. The transcript has 4 exons. The record is from RefSeq and is a predicted model, not a curated record.